Molecule: messenger RNA, 4286 nt
Organism: Amblyraja radiata (thorny skate)
Lineage: Eukaryota; Metazoa; Chordata; Chondrichthyes; Rajiformes; Rajidae
Gene: nos1
Product: nitric oxide synthase 1 (neuronal)
Exons: 28
Coding region: 267-3827 (1186 amino acids)
Biological process (GO): nitric oxide biosynthetic process
Molecular function (GO): heme binding; calmodulin binding; FMN binding
Source: RefSeq, a predicted model, not a curated record
CACUGGCUGGCCGUCCGAGUUGAUUCGUUUAGUGAUGACAGGGAACGGGAGCCACAUUUAAUGAUGCCUCCUCACCACGCGCGGCACUUGGUGGAAUUGCUACAUAUUCAUGUGCUUCCUGGUUCUCCGAGUAGAUAAAGAGGGAGAGAGCUUGGAGCGUGUCACCAGUGGGGAUUGGGGUGAAAGUAGACACCAUCCACUGGAGCUGACAAGGCGUAGUGACUGCACAAGGAAGGCAGACAAGACAUCGGUGAAACCCACGGGGUAUGGCGGACUUACACCAACAGUGCCUGGAUCUACAAAGUGAGAAUGACAGACCCCCUAAUGAUCUGCCAACAGUUCUUCCUAAUUCUCACUCAGAACAGGUAGUUUCUCCUGUGCAAGUAUCACCUACAAAGAAAUCGCCAAAUGACAGCCCAUCUAAAUCUCCCCGGUUUGCUAAGAUAAAGAACUGGGAAACAGGCACUGUUUUAAAUGAUACAUUGCAUUUGAACUCUGGAGUGGCAAACGGCUGCAGAGAGCAAUUGUGCUUAGGAUCAAUUAUGAUGCCAAGCCAACAUGUAAAGAAACCAAGUAAAGCUCGUACGAAAGAGAACCUCCUACCACUGGCAGCGGACUUUUUAAACCAAUAUUAUACAUCCAUCGAAAGAUAUGGAUCUGAGGCUCACAUUCAAAGGAUGGAGAAUGUGACAAAGGAGAUUGAAACAAUGGGAACAUACCAACUGAAAGAUACUGAGCUAAUCUAUGGAGCCAAACACGCCUGGAGGAAUGCCGCCCGCUGUAUCGGGAGGAUCCAGUGGUCCAAGUUACAGGUUUUUGAUGCCCGCGAUUGUUCCACUGCUCACAGCAUGUUCAACUAUAUUUGCAAUCACAUCAAGUACGCAACCAACAAGGGAAAUCUCAGGUCAGCAAUCACAAUAUUCCCACAAAGAACAGAUGAGAAGCAUGAUUUCAGAAUCUGGAACAACCAAUUUAUAAAAUAUGCUGGUUACAGGCAACCUGAUGGCUCUAUCGUGGGAGACCCUGCUUCAGUGGAUUUAACCGAGGUCUGUAUGCAGCAAGGCUGGAAGGGGCCAAACGGUCGAUUUGAUGUCCUCCCUCUUCUGCUGCAGGCCAAUGGAAAUGACCCUGAACAAUUUGAGAUUACUCCUGAACUAAUCUUGGAAGUACCCAUCACACAUCCCAGGUUUGAAUGGUUUGAAGAUCUGAAGUUGAAGUGGUAUUGCCUGCCAGCUGUUUCUAACAUGCUUCUGGAUAUCGGAGGCCUUGAGUUUCCGGCUUCUCCUUUCAAUGGGUGGUACAUGGGCACAGAAAUUGGAGUCCGAAAUUUCUGUGAUACAUCUCGCUACUCUGUACUGGAGGAUGUGGCAAAGCGUAUAGGACUCAACACUGGAAAUAUAUCUUCUCUUUGGAAAGACCUAGCAUUAGUAGAAAUAAAUAUUGCUGUCCUACACAGUUUUCAGUCUAAGAAAGUGACAAUUAUGGACCAUCACUCUGCUGCGGAGUCCUUCAUGAAACACAUGGACAAUGAAUAUCGAUGCCGAGGAGGCUGUCCCGCAGAUUGGGUGUGGAUUGUCCCCCCAAUGUCAGGAAGCAUCACACCUGUCUUCCAUCAAGAGAUGCUAAACUAUCACCUGAGCCCAUCAUUUGAGUAUCAGAUAGACGCAUGGUUGACUCAUGUGUGGAAAGGAGCUAAUGGAACUCCCACCAAGAAGAGAGCUAUUGGAUUUAAAAAACUAGCAAAGGCUGUGAAGUUCUCAACCAAGUUGAUGAGACAAGUAAUGGCUAAACGAGUAAAAGCCAACAUCUUGUACGCUACGGAAACUGGGAAGUCGCAAUCCUAUGCAAAAACGCUGUGUGAAAUCUUUAAGCAUGCUUUUGAUGCAAAGGUGAUAUCCAUGGAUGAGUAUGAUAUUGUGCAUCUAGAACAUGAAGCUUUGGUGCUGGUGAUUACAAGCACUUUUGGCAAUGGGGAUCCACCUGAGAAUGGAGAAAAAUUUUCUUCUGCCCUGAUGGAAAUAAAGCACCCGCAUUCAAAAUCAGCAAAAGGACCGGGUUAUAAAAUUCGCUUCAACAGUGUAUCCUCAAUCUCAGAUGCCCGGAAAUCUUCAAGUGCUGAACCAGAACAUAGAGACAGCUUUGGGAGUACAGGUCCCUUAGCCAAUGUGAGAUUUUCUGUCUUUGGUCUUGGUUCUCGAGUUUAUCCACAUUUCUGUGCUUUUGCUCGCGCUGUUGACACCCUACUGGAAGAGUUUGGUGGAGAACGAAUUAUGAGAAUGGGUGAGGGCGAUGAACUCUGUGGACAGGAGGAAUCAUUUCGAACAUGGGCUAAGAGAGUUUUUAAGACUGCCUGUGAUGUAUUCUGCGUGGGGGAUGACGUAAAUAUUGAAAAUGCCAACAAAUCCUUAAUAAGUAAUGAUCGCAGCUGGAAGAGGGCAAAAUUCCGCCUGUCCUAUCAAACCACAGCACCUGACCUCACACAAGCUCUCAAUAGCAUUCAUAAAAAGAAAAUUUCUGCUGCAAGACUAUUAUCCCGACACAACUUACAAAAUCCAAAAUCCAGCCGGUCCACAAUACUACUGCGGAUACACACAGACAAUCUGGACGGAUUGAGCUACCAGCCUGGUGACCACCUUUGUGUCUUUCCUGGCAACCAUGAGAUUUUGGUCAAUGCCUUGAUCAACCAAUUAGAAGAUCCACCUCCAGCAAAUAAGGUCAUAAAGGUUGAGUUUCUGGAAGAGAAAACUACAGCUUUAGGUGUCAUUGGCAACUGGUGUGAUGAGACCCGCAUUCCACCUUCCACCAUCUCUCAAGCCUUCAAGUACUAUCUGGAUAUCACAACUCCUCCCAUUCCACUUCUCCUGCAGCAGUUUGCUCUCCUGGCAAAAGAUGACCAGCAGAAGAAAAGACUUGAAGUUCUCAGUAAGGGCUUGAAGGAGUACGAGGAAUGGAAGUGGUACAAUAACCCAACCAUCGUGGAAGUGCUGGAAGAAUUUCCCUCUGUGCAAGUGCCAGCAACGCUGUUGCUUACACAGCUUCCUCUGCUGCAGCCUCGAUAUUACUCAAUCAGCUCAUCCCCUGACCUGUACCCAGAUGAGAUUCACCUCACAGUGGCUGUGGUUUCGUAUCAUACAAGAGAUGGUGAAGGAUCGUUACAUCAUGGAGUCUGCUCUUCGUGGCUGAACAGGAUAGACAGCGACGAAAUGGUGCCGUGCUUUGUCAGAGGCGCACCAUCUUUCAGGUUACCAAAAGAUCCGUUGGUUCCUUGCUUCUUAAUUGGCCCAGGAACAGGAAUUGCACCCUUCAGAAGCUUCUGGCAGCAGCGCAUGUAUUAUGUCGAACACAACGGUAUGAAAGCAGGACCCAUGACACUUGUGUUUGGCUGCCGACAAUCACAUAUUGACCACAUCUAUCGAGAAGAGACCAUCCAUGUAAAAAAUAAAGGUGUAUUUAAGGAACUUCACACAGCUUACUCUCGUGAACCAGGAAAACCUAAGAAAUAUGUGCAAGAUGUUUUACGUGAACAUUAUUCUGACCAAAUAGUCGAACUAUUACAAGACCAAGGUGGGCACAUAUAUGUUUGUGGAGAUGUUACAAUGGCAGGAGAUGUUUUGAAGACCAUUCAGCACAUCCUCGCACAGCAGGGGAAGAUGUCACUUGAAGAUGCUGGGAUCUUUAUCAGCAAACUACGGGAUGAAAACCGUUAUCACGAGGACAUAUUUGGUGUCACUCUUCGUACGCAUGAAGUUACUAAUCGUCUUCGAUCAGAAUCGAUCGCUUUUAUUGAAGAGAGCAAGAAAGACUCAGACGAAGUGUUCUGCGCUUGAUGGGGAGAUUCUCACGACAAUGACACAUGCCAAGGCCUUAGAAGGAGGUUUUACUCAAUUCUGAAAUCUUAAUUACGCAUCACAAUCCACACAAAGAUGCCAACAGAGUGAUUACAACAGAGUUACUUAAUUAUUUUCUUUUAUGAAACAUAGCUUGCAAUAUUUUUACACAAAGGGGAUCGCUCUAUAAUUUCCUACCCGGGGUGAUUAUUGUUGGGUCAAUUUUUUGCUAUGUGCUGCUUUUAGAUUCAUUGCAGUGCCUGCAACAAGCAAACAAUCUGUGCUAUGACAAGAAAGUUGUUGCAUGACGUAAAAACAAUAAUCAUUUUAUAAAAUGGCAUUCAGCAUAUACGGGGUUCAUUGUAACCCCUGCAGGACCUUUUUGCAGUAAACGUAUAUUUUAAAGGUCUGCAGGGGUUAGCUUGUGUUUUUCUUUAAAAAAACAAGUAACAUAUACAG